AUGAAAAAUAAAGGCCCAUAAUUACAUACACUAGCAGUGAAGAAUGGAGCAUUAAUGAAUCCAGAAGGAUAGACAAUUAAUGGUUUGAUUGAUUUGAUCAAAUUAAAGAGCCAACCAAAAAUAGUUUUUUAUUUUGAUUUUUUGGUUUGCAUAGAUUAAUCAGGGAAUCCAUUCAUUUUUUAUCAUGAUAAAAAUAGAUACAUAAAUAUUCCAACAAUAAGUCCAGCUAAUUUGAUAUCAUAUAUUGAUAAUAAAGGAGGUUAACUGGCAAUAGCAUUGUAAAAUAAAACUAUUCAAAUUGUGUCUUGUUAAAGUAUAAUUUCUAUUUUAACAAUUAAGAUGGAAGAAAUUUAAAAACUCUGAAAGGACAUGAACAUUAGAUCUUAGGAUUGCAUACUAAUCAUACUUAAAAUAUAUUGCUUUCUGUUAGUCAAGAUUAAUGUAUUUUGCAUUCCUUAGACUCAUUUGAUAAAGUUCAUUCUUUAUUCUCUAAAGGAAGUAUAUUUGUUGGAGCUAGUUUUUUACCUUCCUCAACUGAAUUAGCAACAGUCAUGGCAGACAAAUCUUUAUCAAUUUGGAAUCUAUCAUCGUUUGAAAUAAUAAGCAGAAUCUAACUACCUGAAUAAUUUAAUAUUAAAUAAUGUCAAUUAGUUCCAUCUAUUGAUGGACAAAGAUUGAUAAUAAAUUGUCACUCUAACAAAAUUUACAUCUUAGAUAAUCACAACAAUUUAAUAACUUAAGAUGUAAAUUAAGGAUAUGGGAAUGGUGUUUAAUUAGUUAAGCCUAUCAAAAGAUAAUAAAUAUUGAUGUUGACUAAAAAUUCUAUGAUUAUUUAAAUAGAUAGUACUGGGAAUCUUAUAAAAUGUAUUGAGAUAUUAUAAGGUAAAACUCCUAUUCACUUUGAUGUUUAUUAAAAUAAAAUUGCAAUAAUAUUAAACACAGGAGAGAUUGCUCUCUAUGAUCUUAAUAAAUUAAAUAAAUAGAAUUAAAAUCUGAAUUCAACAAUAGGAGUAAAUGUUAGCACAAUGAUUAAGGAGAAUUAUGCUGAUACUUUAAAUUUCAAUAAUACAACAACAAAUAUUGAUAUCAAGAAAGUUGGAAAUAAUACUAAUACUAUGUAAGGAUCAUUUUCAUAAUCAGCAGUAAGUAAAAAGAACAGCAAAUCUAAUAGUAUAUCUUAGCCAAUUAAUUCUCAUACAUUAGGAAAAAUAUAUAAGAACAGUGAUGAUCCAUUGAAAGAAUUAUUAAAUUAUUAGAAACUACAAUAAUUCUUAAAAUAAUAUCACAUUUUUCCAGAUGAUAAAAGAAGUUUAAUUUGGAGAUCUUUGCUUAAUUUGCCAAUGAAUUAAGAAGCUUACAACAAUUUAAUUAAUUAAGGAGUUCAUCCUGCUUAUUAAAAAUUAGCUGAUUAAUAUCCAUUAUAGAGUGAAUCGAUGUUUUCAAGAUUAUAAAGAACUUUAUCUUGUUUGGCAUAUUAUUGUCCUUUGUUUGCUGAAAUAGAUUAUUUGCCAUAAUUAGUUUUUCCAUUUGUUAAAUUAUUUAAAAGGGGAGAAGAACUAUUGAUAUUUGAAGCGACUCUAUCCUUAUUGAUUUAACAUUGCCAAAGAUUUUUUGAAAAUUUUCCUAAUGCUCCUGUAUCUCUAUUGUAAUUCCAUGAUUAAGUAUUCAAUUAGGUAGAACCUCAAUUAUAUUAACAUAUGAAAUAAUAUUUAGGAUAUACAUCAAUUAAAUAUGCUUGGCCAUCAAUACGUUAAUUUUAUACAAAUUUAUUGACAAAGAAUUAAUGGAUGCAAUUAAUUGAUCAUUUAAUAUUGUAUAAUGAUUUACCUUAAAUGAUUGUAUUGUUUAUGGUAGAAUACUUUAUCUAUUUUAAAAACACAAUAAUGAGAAUGAAUGAUCAAGAUUAAUUAGAAUUGUUUUUUGCUAGAAGCAAUACAGUUGAAAUAGAAAAAUUGAUUGAGAAUACAAUUAAUCUUAGUAAAUCUUUAGAUAUGGAUCAAUAUUAAAUUAAUUUAUAGUUUUUAUUACCAUUAUAAAAGGAUUAAUAUUAACUCUUUAGUAUUUAUCCAAAGGGAAGUGUAUAAUAUUAAGCAAGAGUUAGAGAACAACUAUAAGAAGAUGAAUAAAGAUUGAUACAAAAGUAAUAACAAAUUUCUAGAUUAUAAUAAAUGGCUCAAUAGAUGGAAUAAUUAGAUUAACUCUUUUAAGAAAAAUAACUUCUAACAAUGUAAGCAGAAAAAGACAGACAAGAAAUGUUUGAUUAUUAAGUGGAAAUGAGGGCAUAGAAAUAAUUUUAAUAAGAUUAGUAGGUUAGAUAAUAAAGAAUUAAAUAAUUAGAAAACUUAGAGAAAACUAUGAAUGAAGCAGUUUAGAAAUAAUUAGAUUUAUAACAAUAGGAACAAGAAUAUUUAAAUAAAUAAUUUAGAAAAACUUAAUUGGCUGACAAUUUUAGAAUUGUCUCAUUACAAGAAGAGGAAGCUUUAUAAAAUUUAGAGUAUUAAAUAUUUAGUAAAUUUUAAUAAUAAAUGGAAUAAAGAGCUAAACAAGAAAAUUAGAGAAAAAUAUAAUCUUAAAUGGAAUUUAGAUAAAAAGAAAAAGAAUUAUUAGACUAAAUUAAAUGUGAGUAAUGGAAAAUGGACUCUUAACAAUAAUAAAUAAAAGUUGAAUAAUUAAAGUAGUUAAAAAUGUAAUAAAUUCAAGAAUUAGAAAAUGAAGCAUAGUUAGAAGAAGUUGAAUAUCAAGAAAGAAUACAUUAAUUUCAAUAAGAUUUAAAAAUGAUUUAAUUAGAGAGAGAAAAGAAAUUAAGAGAUCAAUUAUUUUAAGAUUAGAUUAGUAAAGAAGAGUAGUAAUUGAGAGACAAAAGAUAAGUUGAAGAUAAAAAAAGAUAAAGUAGUAUAUAGAGAAGAUAAUAAUUUGAACAGGAAAUGGAAAGAAUAGCAAAAUAACAUUAAGAUAAAUUGAGAAUCUAGGAAUAACAAUUAAUGGAAUAAUAUAAAAAAUCAUAGAGUUUUUCAAAUUAAUAAUACUAACCAAAUUAUUAUUAAAAUAGUAAUUAUUAGAACAAUUUUGAGUAAAGUUCAGGAGAUGUUAGAGAACCAAUGACAAGUUAGAAAUUAUCAAGUGCAUUAUAUGAUUUUCAAUCAAGUCAAAAGUAAUAAUAAUUUUCACCUUCUAUGUUGGUUGAAGAUGAAAGAGAAAAAAUUAAUUAAUUAAGAAAUCAAAUAAGAGAUGAAAUGCAAAAUAUACGAGAAAGAGAACAUGAUGAAUAAUUGUAAUCCAUGUUGAGAGAAAGAGAAUAGGAAAUAUUCAAAAGAACUUAGUAAAUACGUAAUCAAAUAAAUUAAGAAGUUGAAAAUAAGAACAAUUCAAGUAUUUUAUAUAAUUUAAUUUAGCAUACAACACUGGAUAAUUCUAAAAAUAAUAGUAAUAUUAUAGUCCAGGAUCAUCUUCCCAGUUUUCACUUUAUAAACCAUAAUAAGAAGUUGAUAUAGAGCCAAGAGACUUAUCAGAAUCUUAGUUAACAUACAGUAGUGGAUUCACUUCUCCUGGUUAGCGUUAUUGA
Molecule: messenger RNA, 3562 nt
Organism: Paramecium sonneborni
Lineage: Eukaryota; Ciliophora; Oligohymenophorea; Peniculida; Parameciidae
Source: the annotation of a GenBank genome assembly